Micromonas commoda is the source of this 1137-nucleotide messenger RNA. RefSeq lists its product with no specific name. Lineage: Eukaryota; Viridiplantae; Chlorophyta; Mamiellophyceae; Mamiellales; Mamiellaceae. The transcript has a single exon. The record is from RefSeq and is a predicted model, not a curated record. Bases 1 to 1137 code for a protein of 378 amino acids.
AUGGCGAAGGCGCGACCGGGCGCGAGGUACUGGACCGCGCGGAGGAAACGCGCCGCCGCGCGCCUCGCGCUCUUCGUCGUCGUCCUCGCGCUCUUCUCCAUCCCGGCCCCGCGGUACUACGAACGCAGGCGCCAGCGCCUGACCCACAUCGCGUCGCUCGAUCCGCACUUUCGAGAAGAGUGGGAAGCGGAUCGGCCUUGGCGUUUGCCCGGGUCGUGCGAGUCGCGGCUCGGCGCGGUGCUUCCCCUGGACCCCACCGCCGCCGCGUUCUCGCUGGAGCGAUCCAGGCUCUACGGCGAGUUCGCGAGCGGCCUCGAGGCGAGGGGCCUGGACGUCUUCUCGCGGGCGGCGGCGGCUUCGACGACGCAGGGGUUGGGCCUCUCCGAUUUGUUCGACUUUCACCCGAGGAGCGGCCGGGUCACCGCGCGGCUGCACAGGCUGGACGUCCCGGUGCGCGCCGUCGUGUUGCCCCUGCCCGCGGCGUCCAGGGCGGCGGCGCGGAUCCACCGGACCACGCGUCGCGUCCUCGGCGAACACUUCCCCGGGUACGGGAGCAAAGACGGGUUAGCUGGGCACGGCGACUCGGUGUGGUACCAGGACCCGACGGCGUACCACUUCUCGGUGUACCACGCGUCGCACCACCUCGCCGAGGUGCGAGUGACGCCGGAGGAGGAGCGUUUAGAGGCUGCCGCGAUCGCGGGCGCGUGCGCGUCGAUGUGCCCCAUCCGGGCGGUGAUCGAGCGGGUCGUCGUGGCUCCGUCGGGCGCGGUUUUGGCGCUGUGGAACGUGGCGGCCGGAACGGAGCCGUCGGAUCUCCGCGCCGCGCUGCGCGCCGCGCUGCCGAACUCGCCGCGUGCGCAGAUCGUCAAGGACCGGGCGAUCCUGCACACGACGGUGGCGCGGCUGCUUCGGCCGCCGCUGGGGCCGAUGGGCGCGGUGGUUCGAGAUGGGGGCGCGGGGGCGGCGAGAAAGGCGGCGGCGGCGAUGACCGCGUCGCUCUGCGGGACGGAGGCGACGCUGCCCGUCGCGUGGUUCGUUCGAGAGUACGAUAAGCUGGCGCUGGCGCUGGGCGGGGAGUACGAGCCGGAGACGAUGCCGUUCGCGUGCGAGGCGGGCGGGGGUCGGGGUCUCGAGUAG